This is a messenger RNA of Adineta ricciae, 4827 nucleotides long. Lineage: Eukaryota; Metazoa; Rotifera; Eurotatoria; Adinetida; Adinetidae. The record is from the annotation of a GenBank genome assembly.
AUGCCAUUGACAAGUUAUGGAAAUGAAUUGACAUUUCGACAGAGUGUGUCGAAAAGUCCAUCAGAACGAACGACUCAGGAUUUAACAACAAUCAAUACUUAUUUGAAGCAUUUAGAAGCAUUAUCAUCGCUUCGUGAAUCGCAUAUUCGCAAUUUGUGUAAAACAAUUCGUUACGAAACACAUGAUGCCCAUCAUGUUUUAUUCAGCCGUGGUGAACUGAAUACCUGUUGGUACAUUCUUUUAUCCGGUUCAAUUUUUAUUGAAUCCACAAUGUAUUUACCACGAGCUAGUUUUGGUAAACGAACUCCUAGUAAUCAAUAUCGGAUCAAUGAAUGUGUCGUACUCGAACCAUCGGAAAUGCUUGUUAUUGAUUAUCCCGAGCUCGAUCAUGCUGUACAAAAUAACGAAUCAGUGAAGCGUAUCGGUAGUAAACAUAAUCGUCACCAAGAACAAACGAUAACUCCUACAGUCGAACAACAAACUACUUCGAUGGAUUCUGGCACGAUAUCGUCGCUUCAUCGAAAGAAAACUGCACAAAAUAGACAACGAUCUGUUACUGUGGCAAAUAUCAAUGAGAUUCACUCAUCAAUGAUACGCAGUUCACAUUCGCGGGCAAGUGAUACAUCCAGUGCUUAUUCCGGAUCCGAUGUAAUGCAGUCGUCAACUAACGGCGAAGAUUGCUUGAUAAACAAUAAUGGAGACAACUGUUUGGGACAAAGCGAAGAUGGAGGAUUAAGUCGUUGUAUAAGUGUUCAUGAAAGUGAUGAUGAAUCUGAAACAUCAUCUGAGCAUUUGUUCCAUCCUCAUGAUCAUGUCCGAGAACCUCUCAUGAAAGACGCAAAUGAGCGUACGGAUGAUGAUAUCGAAACUAUUCUCGAUUUCCUUAUUCAUUUUCCUGCAUUUGCUAAUUUAACAUUACAUGUUCGACGUGAAUUAUGUAAAGUUCUUGUUUAUGCUCAAGUUGAGAAAGCUCAAACCGUUGUGAUGAAUGAUGGUGAACGUUAUGAUUCAUGGUCAGUUAUAAUCAAUGGUAUCGUCGACGAUGAAACAACAGACGGUCAACUCCUUCGAACGUUGACCGUGGGAGAAAGUUUUGGUUGUGGACCAACACUUGAUCAAUAUUGUCACACAGGAAUCAUGAAAACGCGUGUUGAUGAUUGUCAAUUUGUUGUCGUUGCUCAAAAUGAUUACUAUGCAAUCUUAAAUCAAGGAGAGAAAAAUAUCCGGAAAAUUGAAGAAAACGAAAAGAUUGUUAUGGUCAAAGAAAUACGUAUCGAUGAUGAUGAAUACCAUGUACCACGUGAAAUCGUUAUCAAAGCUACCACUACUAAAUUACUCGAUUUACUUACGGACGACCAUCAACUAAUUGACGAUCCAUAUUUUGUUCAAGAUUUCCUUUUAACCUAUCGAACGUUUAUCAACGAUCCAAUGGUUAUAGCCGAUAAACUUCUCAAUUAUUUCGAUGAACAUUCGAACUUAACGUCCCUUGAACAUAUCGCUCGUGUUGUCCUCUCCUGGGUGAACAAUCAUUACAAUGAUUUCGAAACAAAUAUAAAACUCUACGAGUUUCUCGAAGUAUUCGAUGAUCGAUUACAGCAUCAUGAAAAAGAAGAAAUUCGAUCGUGGAGAUAUUUAAUAGAUUUAGCAUGUUUUACGAAAGCUAGUCGACGAAAUGUAACGAUAACGCGGUCAACGCGAGACGAUAUAUUGAACUUUAAUAUACUUGGUGGAAGUGACACGUUGGCAAAUAAUGGAAUAUUUGUUUCCAAAGUCGAGAAAAAGUCGAAACCAUAUGAAGCUGGUUUGAGAAGAGGUGACCAGAUCCUUAACGUUAAUGGUCAAUGUUUUGAUUAUAUAACUCACGUUCGUGCACUCGAAAUUCUUCACGGUACAACUCAUUUAUGUUUAACUGUAAAAAAUAAUCUAAUGGGUAGAUCAUCAAUUGUGAAAUUCACUUCAGUCUCUCAUUUCGAACGUCUUUCUGUAGGUUUGAAUGAUAUCAUCAAUCCGGACAAAUCCCCCAAUCGUAAAAAACGUCAUGAUACACUCUUCUAUGAACAAGAAAUUCGAAAUAAGCUUUACACAUCAUCACCCGUUCGUUCUAUAUCAAUGACUCCCAGCACAAGUAGUACAACAUCUGUAAUUAUUAAUAGUCCAUCCGAACCUCACUCUCCCGAUCCUUCUUCAUCGACUCAUUUACGUCCACCAUUAUCAACAAUCACUCCGAUAAAAAGCAAUCAAUCGACGGCAUAUGCAGAAAAAAAGAAACCUCGUCUAUUGAUCAAACACAAGGGUUUUAGACAAACUGUUAUGCAAAAGCUGAAAAUGUCCAAACAUAAUAGUGAACUCGACACAGCUGGUUUCGAUAACGAUGGUGAAUCAAGUUUUCUCGCACCCUCAUCGACCAAUUUCAGUAAUAAAAGUAUUAAUCGAAGUUCAAGUAAUCCAGAUCUCUCGCCAGCCGGAGUCUCAAAUAAAUCCAUCUCAUCAUCAUCGAGUGUACCUGGAAAUGAAGAAGAUCAUUCGACAUUUGUCGUUAAAGUCUAUCGAAGUGAUCAAUCAUUCAAAUAUUUUCCUGUACAUAAGGAUACAACAGCAAAACAACUUGUUAUGUUGGCAAUUACGGAGUUUGGUCUGGGCGAGCAAAGCAGUCAGACAUCUUCUCGUGUAGAGUUUGAUCUGUUGCGGUGUUAUUCCUUAUGUGAAGUAUCUAGUGAAAAUGGUGUUAUCAAACAAAAACGUCUUCCCGACCAUACCGAUAACUUACCUGAACGUCUUCCAGUAAAUGCUCGUUAUUAUUUGAAAAACAAUCAUUCGACUGAAACACUCGUACCCGAUCAUCUAUCGAAUGAACUAAUGCGUGAAGCACGUAUAAACUUCCUUCAAUUGGAUGCAUUAGAAAUUUGUGCACAAUUAACUCUACGAGAUUUCUCUAUGUUCAAAGCUAUACAAACGACUGAAUAUAUUGAUCAUAUAUUUAAAUUAAAAUCUGCCUAUGGCAUUCCGCAUUUAGAAAAAUUCCUGAAAUUGCCAAAUAAAGAAAUGUAUUGGACCAUAACGGAUAUCAUACGCGAGAGUAAUGCGAUACAACGAUCGAAAGUUAUUAAGCAUUUUAUCAAAAUUGCUAAAUGUUGUAAAGAUAUGAAGAAUUUUAAUUCAAUGUUUGCUAUUGUCAGUGGAUUGGAUCAUAAAGCAGUUCAACGCUUGCAGGCAACAUGGGAACGUGUACCGGACAAAUACAAGAAACUAUUUGAAGAAUUGAAAUCUUUGCUUGAUUUAUCUCGAAAUAUGUCGGUAUAUCGAAAUCUUCUGAAGAACGAAUUGGUUACUCCGCCUAUUAUUCCCAUGAUUCCAGUGUGUAUGAAAGACUUAACGUUCAUUCAUUUGGGAAACUCAACACAAGAGGAUGGCCUUAUCAAUUUCGAAAAACUUCGUAUGAUUGCAAAAGAAAUUCGUCAUAUAACGAGCAUGGCUUCUUCUCCUUAUGAUAUGUCGAAUAUGUUCGAUUCACUUACAUCUCAUACGCACAUUGUUGCUGGUUUCGUACAUCAGUCAUCGAUUGAUUCAACAAGUACGAUCCGUCGACAUCAACCAGCUACUCGAUUAUCUGUUAUGGCCAAUGCUAAACGAGUUUACGAUGAAGCAUUAAUGGUUAAAAAAGUGAAAACUUAUUUAAAUAAUGCUGAAAUCAUCGAGGAUGAAAAUCGCCUACUUGAUAUAGUCAACCAAUGUGAACCAGUUGGAGGAGCGAAUUCUUCGGCACCUCCGUCCGCACUCUUGACUGGUCUCACAUUGUUCUGUGAGGAACACGAUUUUGUCAUUUUGACCGCGCCGAAUAGUCCAACAGGGACGGAAGGACAUCCGACUGGUUUUGAUGACGAAAAAAUGAGCGUCAUUACAGAAGAUGAUGAAACUCGAACGCCUCCCUCUUUUCGAACACGACAAGCUUCGACGACAACGCCCCUCGGGGCUUUAAGAACCGUUCUUCUCAAUGUAAGCACACUUAAACGUCGUCCAUCACCAUCUACCUCCAGUUUAUCAUCUAAUUCAUCAUGUGAUCGCCGUCCUGGCGUUGGUAAUGGUAACAACAACAAUAGUACUGGUGGCACAAUACACUUAACUAAAUUCGGCACACAAUCACCCGAUGCAGUUAAUAAACUACUCCGUCUGUCCGACAGUAGUCAUCAAAUCAAAUCUGGAGCUCAACGACGAACGAAUCAUGUAUCAGUUUCAUCUAGUCCUUCAAGCGCAACAUCACUAACUAACCCUGGGUCACCGUCUCUAAGCAACUCAACCAUAUCAACCGCAACCGGACUUUCUUCUCUCAGCGAAUUUUCCCUUCCAAGUCAUAACCGACAUCAUCACCAUCAACAUCAUCAUCUGACGAAGAUGCGUGAUACUAAUAAACUAACAAGUGAAAGUUCAAGUUUGAAUUUUAAACAACCGACAUCGUCAUCAUCGUCAUAUUUGCAUCUCAUUCGAACUCAAACUCCCAAUCAAAUCAGUCAUGAAUUGGGAAAAGAAGGCGGAGAUUCAGGACGUGGAAGCCUUAAUUCGACAGACACUUGUGUCGGUGAUGGUAGUGAAAAGUCAUCAAGUACAAUUAGUGAUGGAUUUUCUUCAGUUCGUAUUCGAACUCGGCCACCUUUACCCCAGUCAACUUCUGUCACAUCUGGAUCUCAAAAUGACGUAAUACAUACGCCCAACUCCAAACGACAGUGGUUACAACGUUCUCAAUCCCAUAAUGAAGUGGUUACCAAUGAUGUAUCGAAUCAAGAAGAAUCAACUGUCGACUUCGACGAACAUGAACAAGUGACAGCAGUUUAA